This is a messenger RNA of Lentinula edodes (shiitake mushroom), 774 nucleotides long. RefSeq lists its product as uncharacterized. The transcript has 2 exons. The record is from RefSeq and is a predicted model, not a curated record. NCBI's taxonomy places the organism in Eukaryota, Fungi, Basidiomycota, Agaricomycetes, Agaricales, Omphalotaceae. The coding region runs from base 1 to 774 and encodes 257 amino acids.
AUGCCAGUGAUUGACGAUACUCUGAAGGACGAGUCCGAAGAAGAUCUUAAUAUUGAGAACGAGAUGCUCAUCAUACAAGGAUCAAUCGAGGAAGAGUUGAUCAUGAGCCAAAAUUUGGAGACUGCGGAGGAAUAUGCUCAGUGGGUUUACACCUAUGUUCACAUCCUUCAUCGGGAGCUCAACCUCGCCAAUAUCAUGGUUGGCGAAAAAGACGGGAAGAAAUACGGUGUGUUGGAUGACUGGGAUCUGGCGAUAUCGCUGGACAAACAAGAAGAAACUCCAACCCUACAUUAUCGCACGGGAACCAGACCUUAUAUGGCCCUUGAACAACACUCGUGUAAGUGGAAAGGCCUACACCGCUAUCGCUAUGACCUCGAAUCCCUCUUUUACGCGAUCCUCUUGGUAGCGUCCUCCCCCAGUCCAAGUGAAGAAUGUGAACAGAACAGCGAUGAUGAUGGUGCUGAUGACUACUGUCACUGGAUUGACUAUGGUAACAGGUUUCUUCAUCGCGAGAAGAUGUUUAUCAUUAUUCUUCCUUCAUGGGAACCUACCGUAACUCAUUUUUUUCGUGGGUUCUUUCAAUGGCUUACCGAAUUACAAACAUGCUUGAACCAUGGCUUCCAUGCGUUUCGGCGCCACCAAAGAGACGAAAUGGACGCAGCUGAAGCAGCGAAGAACCGGGAGCGCAAACGAAAAAAGGGUCAAAGUCAAGGGGAGGAGUGGCAACCACACAGCCUCAACAAGUACUAUUUAUCUUCGAUGAGGAUACGUUAG